Messenger RNA from Danio rerio (zebrafish), 4138 nucleotides. RefSeq names its product NBR1 autophagy cargo receptor a (gene nbr1a). Lineage: Eukaryota; Metazoa; Chordata; Actinopteri; Cypriniformes; Danionidae. Gene Ontology annotation, cellular component: cytoplasm; autophagosome. The record is from RefSeq and is marked validated.
CUGAAUCUAGCGAUGUAAACAAGAACGCAAAAGACAAGUCUCACAGUGUUGACAGCACCACGGGCAUUUAGAGCGUCGUAUCCCCUCAUCAAACGCUUCCGUUGACUCUGGCUCACAGACAUGAACCUCCCCGUCACUGUCAAAGUGAACUUUAGGGGCAACGUGAAGAAAUUUCCAGUCUUGGACACGAACAAAGCACAGUGGGAGACUGUGGAGGCCUGGAUUAAAACUACUUUCGGCUUGAGCCAUUUUCAAGUGAAAUAUUUUGACGAGGACAACGAAGAGGUGUGCAUAAACAGUCAAGAUGAAUAUACAGAAGCUCUAAAGAGUGCGUUUAAACAAGCCAACCAGCUCCACAUGAAUGUCUAUAAGAUGAAGGGUCAGGCAGAGGGUGGUGCAGUUAAGGCAGAGCUGAAGGAACUAAAGAUAGACCCCAGACCAGCUCCGCCAUAUCGAGCUAGGGUCAAGAUGGCAGACAAAGAGACCCAGGUGACCCCCGAGCGGGAAUCGGCUGUGGCCAAAGAAAACAAAGGGAUGAAAACUGAAGAAGAAGCAGUCCCCACUUGGUUUAAAUCCUACAUGGACAGGUUCAAAGACCAAGUGGUAAGGGAGGUGGUGGACAGGAUGUGCAGUGAGUUUUCUGGCCAGUGUUGCACACACAGAGCCUCAGAUCCUCCUGCAGAGGAACCAAGCACCUCUGGCACACAGAAACCAGUCAGCUCCACCACACUGAGGGCCUCUAGCUCAACUCCAAAUUGCAGUAGUUGCAAAGGACCAGCCACUGGGGGAGGAUAUCAGUGCAGUGUUUGUCCAUCUUGCAUCUUAUGCGAGCCAUGCAGUCAUAAACACGAUCCCAGCCACAACCUAAAGAGAACAAGGACUCCUCUGUCUGUCCCUGAACGUGGAGUUACCCCUGAACCCAGGUUUCUGAGGCGGGGUGACAGGACGGUGAGAAAGGCGGAGAGGCAGCGUCUAAAAGCAGAGCGGAGGCAGCUGAAGGCUGAGGUGAAGGAGAUCAAGAAGAAGCUGAGGCUGGAGAAGAGAGGUCUGCUGUGGAGUGGAGCCUCCAACGGGACCAGCACCUCAGGCCUUGCCCCCGCUCCCGCCCCGUCUCUAGGUGCAGGACCAGCCCCAGCUCCGGCCCUGUGCCCAGACCCUCAAACUUCCAGUCCAGAGGGUCCCAAGGUCUCCGGCUCCACCUUGGUGCCCACAAUGACUGCCUUGUUUCUGGAUGAGAAUCUACCAGAUGGCACUUGUCUGGAGCCAGGCACCAAGUUCAUCAAGUACUGGAAGAUGAGGAACACUGGCAACAUCAGCUGGACUUCCGACACUAAGUUGAAGUUCAUGUGGGGCAACCUGACCCUGGGAUCACGAGAGCAUAAAGAGGUCGCAGUGCCCUUUCUGCAGCCGGGGCAGGUUGGCGUGGUGAGUGUGGCGUUUGUGGCACCCCUGCUGGAGGGCACCUACACGUCUCACUGGCGCCUGGCACAUUGUGGUGUGCAGUUUGGGCCCAGAGUGUGGUGUAGCAUUGUGGUGGUGCCAAGCACAGGGCAGAAACCCAGCAUCCACUGCAGCAAAUCACUGCGGACUGAUCUGUGUCUAAUGGGGAAAGACGGCAUGUUCUGGUCAGGCACCAGAGACUGUGAAGUGUCGGCCAGCUCCAGAAGAGAAUACUGCAUCCCCUCUGUUGACUUGCUGACAGCACAGGAUCUGCUGUCCUUUGAGUUACUGGAUAUAAACAUUGUGCAAGAAUUGGAGAAAGUCCCAGCCAAUGCUCCAUCUGAUAUGACCUCCUGUGUAUCUCCAACUCUUCACCAUGGAGCUUUGUUUGGGAAGCACGGAACAGGACAAAGCAAAGUCGAAGUUGGACGUUCAUGCAGGAAGAAAAUUCAAGUCCUGCAGCCUCAGAGACAAAACGAGCUUCUGGAUGUUCCAGGCAAUGAGGAAGGAGACGAAGACAUCAGUGGCACUCAGUUUGUGUGUGAGACUGUGAUUCGCUCUCUGACUCUUGAGGAGGAACCAGAACGCAAACCUCAACGCAGAGCACGGCCCAGCCUGAGGAGGCAUGAUGUUCCAGAUCCUGUUCGCUUAAAGGAGAGAUCAGUGCCGGUGAAGAAUGACAGACCAGUCAUAAACAGGCCUGAGGCUCCAGUUCCUGUGUCAAAGCCAAUCAUAACAGAUGAACCUGUCUUUCCAGUUUUUACAGAGGCAUUGAUUGGCUCAAAUGAAAACCUCUACACCGACCCAGCUGCACAGGAGGAGAAUGAAGAGGAAGCGGAACAAAAGGGACGUGAAAAUGAGCAAGAAAAAGAGGAAGAAGCAGGAGAGUGGGAUGAGGUGAGCAGCCAGGUGUCCUCUGCCUCAUCUGAGGACUACAUUGUCAUCCUGCCUGACUGCUUCGAUACUUCCAGGCCCCUGGGAGAAUCGAUGUAUAGCUCUGCAAUGUCCCAGGCUGCAGUACCUCUUGCCAAUGGGCCAGAGGCACCGCAAAACCCAAGCACGGCUGAAGGAGAGAAUGAAGAGCCAAGCCCUGUCGCAGUUCUUCAGAACAGCCUGAACCGGAUGCUGUCCACCUCUCAGAUACUGGACACUCCUCCUCUGAUUCCAGAGAUGGUUCCUGUGCCUGUCGCUCUGUCACCACCCCCGUCUCUCCGAACACACAGAUUAGUGAGAUCUCAUGAUGUUGAGUCAGAACCAGGGGAUGAGAACACCUCAUGCCAACCCGAGGAUGACUCAAGCGGUUGCAGAUCAGCUCAUUUAGAGGCCCCUGUUAGUGCCUUUGAGACCUGUGGCCCCCAGGAUCCCCGGGCACGUAAUGGUGGUCUGACGGAGGGGCUGGUGAAGGGAGCUCUGUCUGUAGCUGCUUCUGCUUAUAAAGCACUGUUCACAGGCCAGAGCACACCUGCACAGCGGCCUGAAGUGGACCCAGCCUGUGAAGACGCCUCAUUAAUGGCUGUAUUACAGGAGAUGGGCUUCAGCAACCAGCCGCUCAACCAGAGGCUGCUGAGAAAGCAUCACUACAACUUACUUGAUGUGGUCAACGAGCUGGUGCAGUUGACCGACAGCGAAUGGCACAUCUCAAGACAUUAGGAAGCACCGCCGCGACCUCAACGACGUGUAAGAAUUGUAAAUGAUUUCAUUGUGUUGCAGCUUUCUGUCAGAACAGGAGAAACACAGCUGAUGUUUAUUUGUUAGAGAGUCUGGAGAAGAAAAAGAGAGAACUAUAUCACUAUAACUGACAGUAGCUGCAAUGAUGCAAUUACUUGAUUGUAAACUUUUAGUUUCAUGUUUGUAGGACAUUAUGAAUGGGGAAAAUACACAAGGUUUAUCAAAGGGAAAUUUCACCAUUUAAAAAAGGACAUUUUCUUCACUUACUCAGCUUGAUUCAGACUCUUUUCAGAUUCUUAUUUCUGUUGGGACACAAAAGAAGAUACUUUGAAGAGUGUUGAAAUUCAGUAGUCGUUUGCUCCCAUAGUAUAUAUAUUUUUUUCAAUGGCCAACAUUCUUUAAAAUACCUUCUUUUGUGUUCAACAAAAGAAAGAAACUUGUAAAGGUUUGGAACCACUUGAGGGUGAGUGAAUAGUGAGUAAAUGUUCAUUUUUUGGUGAACUGUCCCUCUUUAAGCAGUCUUAACGCUACCUUUAUUCAGUGCGUGUGCCCUACUAACCUGUUAGGUAGGCUUCAGGUAAAUUUUGUACUGCUUGAUUAGAUAUGAUGAUUAAUUUGAAACAAUACCAGAGGGUUUCGGUUUGUUUGAGCACUUUUGCCUCUUGGAGGAAAGCUAUAUAAAGAACAGCCUGUGUUGAUUUUGUUAUUUGUCACGGUGACCUUUAUAUUUGUAUAUCUUAUUUUAAAUCACACUACUUCAUGCGUCACACUAAGGUAUUGGGCUGCCAAACUUAUAGGAAUGUGCAAUGAGUUUUUCAGUCAUGCUUAACACAACGAUUGAUUGAUUGAUUGAUUGAUUGAUUGAUUGAUUGAUUGAUUGAUUGAUUGAUUGAUUGGUCAAAGAUUUUGCUAUAGGCACCAAUUUUGGUCAUCUUUGUCAUUUUCAUGUGCAAUGUAUUAUUAUGAACUGAAGGCUUAUCAACAUGGCUUUUGUGUCCAACACAGUGAAUAAAAACAUUCCAUUAUCAUU